AUGGAAGAGAACAAAGUAAAGAUUUCUAUCACGGCCUUGGGCAAGGAAAGCUAUGUGGGUGUGCUUUGCGAGUAUGUGCCGGGCAAGCACAUUGUUUUAGGUGAUGUGGUACGAAGGCAUAUAGGGCCGAUUGAAAACAGAAAGGAUGCAUUCGUAUAUCCAAGGAUGAAGUUCAGGAUAGACAACAUUAAAGAGAUUGGGGUUGUAGGGGCUUUUAAUGGUACUUGGAGGGAAGAGGCACAUUUGGUACUUGAGGUCCUAAGGCAUAAGGCUCAAGGCCUUGAGAGUAGGGUAUUAGAUGAAAAAAGAGCUUCGAAGCCCGACGAAGGUCCUGCAAAGAUCAGGAGAAGUAGGGACGGAGAGAUGGAAAGGGCUCUGAGCAUGUAUAGAAGCCCACGAAUAGAGAAGUUAUCAAAAACGCUGGCUGCUGGGCCUACUACUAAGUCACAGGCUUCCAGACACGUAAAGUGA
Messenger RNA from Encephalitozoon hellem ATCC 50504, 471 nucleotides. RefSeq lists its product as uncharacterized. The record is from RefSeq and is a predicted model, not a curated record. The coding region runs from base 1 to 471 and encodes 156 amino acids. The transcript has a single exon. NCBI's taxonomy places the organism in Eukaryota, Fungi, Microsporidia, Unikaryonidae.